CAUAAAUUUAUUUACACUUGCGUGGUUCACUCCAAAGUGUUGUUAUAAUAAAAUAAAUAAUUUAAAUUUCUAAAAAACAAUAUUUAGUUUUAUUGUAUCCUAAUAUUUGAAGUGCGGCGGACCAUUGUACCUGAACUAAAUAAUUCAUAUAGGAAUUAGGAAGACGAAAGAAAGAAACAAAAUGGAUAAUAAACAACACGGUAACCCACCACCAUAUUCACAAGCUCCCCCACCAGGACCUGGAUUUCAUGUUCCUCCAACGGCUCCACCACCCGUAGUUUUAGUUCCUAGUAAUGUUGGGCCCGAUCCUGCAACGAUCACAUGUCCCAGUUGUCGAGCAAACAUCCGAACCAGAAUAGAAUACGAAUCUACUACUAAAACACAUUUGUUUGCACUUUUAUUGUUUCUAAUUGGAUGUUGGCCAUGUUGUUGUAUACCAUACUGUAUGGACUCCUGUAAUAAUGCAAAUCAUUAUUGUCCAAAUUGUGGAAGUUUCAUUGGAUCAUAUAAAUCCUAAAUAAUGAUUAUGUCAUAUUUUUUUUAAGAAACACAUUAUUUUUUAAAAAUAAAAAUUAAACAAUUAAACGCCAUUUUUGAAUUUUUCCAAAGCAGAGAAAAAUUCAAAAAAUGAUUUUCCUGUAAUAAUGCAAAUCUAUAUUGUCCAAAUUGUGGAAGUUUCAUUGGAACAUAUAAAUCCUAAAUAAUGAUUAUGUCAUACUUUUUUUAAGAAACACAUUCUUUUUUUAAAAUUAAAAAAUAAACUAUUAAUAAUGCCAUUUUUGAAUUUUUCCAAAACAGAGAAAAAUUCACAUAAUGAUUUUAAGCCAUUUUUGUGAAUAAACUAUUUGAAACAAAA
Chrysoperla carnea is the source of this 856-nucleotide messenger RNA. RefSeq names its product lipopolysaccharide-induced tumor necrosis factor-alpha factor homolog. The coding region runs from base 182 to 517 and encodes 111 amino acids. The transcript is spliced from 4 exons. Lineage: Eukaryota; Metazoa; Arthropoda; Insecta; Neuroptera; Chrysopidae. The record is from RefSeq and is a predicted model, not a curated record. Gene Ontology annotation, molecular function: zinc ion binding.